This is a messenger RNA of Blepharisma stoltei, 495 nucleotides long. NCBI's taxonomy places the organism in Eukaryota, Ciliophora, Heterotrichea, Heterotrichida, Blepharismidae. The record is from the annotation of a GenBank genome assembly.
AUGAGUGUUCAGCUUGAUCAAUUCGGAAGAAAAUUCCCUGCAAGAGCUCAUGGUAACUUAACUCCUUCAGUUGCCGCUGAUGCUGUAGUUUUUCGCAAGAGGCAAGAUGGGCAGUACGAUGUUUUAUUGAUAAUAAGGGGAGGAAACCCAUAUAAAGAUCACUAUGCAUUUCCAGGAGGAUUUGUCGAUUAUAAUGAAGACCCUCUUCAGGGGUGCUUAAGAGAACUUCAAGAAGAAUGUGGCUUGAUUGGUAAAAACCCAAGUUUGAUAACAGUUGCUGGAGAUCCUCGAAGAGAUCCAAGAGGGCAUGUAGUAAGCAUCGUUUAUAGAAUAGAUGUAGACGAAGACGCAGUUCCUAUUGCCAAUGAUGAUGCUAAGCAUGCUCAAUUUUAUCCUUUGGCAGAAGUUUUAACUUGGCUGGAUAGACUUGCGUUUGAUCAUGCUGAUAUCUUAAGACAAGCAAUAAGAUCGCUUGAAAAUGAUGCGAGAAUUUAA